Messenger RNA from Linum tenue, 357 nucleotides. The record is from the annotation of a GenBank genome assembly. NCBI's taxonomy places the organism in Eukaryota, Viridiplantae, Streptophyta, Magnoliopsida, Malpighiales, Linaceae.
AUGAUAGGAAAACCCUUGUGGUUUGACAAAUCAACUCGGCUAGGUCAGAGGUUGGGCUAUCCCAAGGUCUGUGUUGAGGUUGGCUUGGACACUGAGUUCCCAGAGUCAUUAAAGCUUGUCCCAGAUCAAAGGCCUGCUUUUUAUGUCCAGUUGGAAUAUUGUAACUUGCUGGUGGCUUGUAAGAAAUGCCAUCAGUUGGGGCAUGACUCCCUGGAAGGGGUUAAUGCUGAACAAAUGGUGAACUCUAGCCAGCAGGAGAAGGAACAGACUAUUGAGGUAUCAGAUUCAGAGGGUGUUUCAGGGGCUGAGAGUGUUCCAGAGAUAUUGGUGACUAAUCUACCAGGUAAUGAACUCUAA